This is a messenger RNA of Hyaloscypha bicolor E, 870 nucleotides long. RefSeq lists its product as uncharacterized. The record is from RefSeq and is a predicted model, not a curated record. Bases 1 to 870 code for a protein of 289 amino acids. Gene Ontology annotation, cellular component: nucleolus. The transcript has a single exon. NCBI's taxonomy places the organism in Eukaryota, Fungi, Ascomycota, Leotiomycetes, Helotiales, Hyaloscyphaceae. Gene Ontology annotation, molecular function: rRNA (adenine) methyltransferase activity.
AUGGUCAACAAGAAGAAGCAUACCAAACUGAAGUCCCUGUCUCAAGGUCGACCUCCUACCGUCAAGCCUGCCAGGUCAAUCUCCAGCAAGGCAACCAGAAAUGUCAUCCGAACUUACCACACGCUUGACAAAGAGAGAGCAAAAGCCCUGGCAGCCGGAGACGAUGCAAAAGCCGUGGCGCUAGCAAAACAAAUGGAAUUGCAAGGUGGAAUCGAGAGUUAUCAACGUGCAAGCCUCAUCGGCCAGACCAAUGAAAGAGGAGGCGACAGUUCAAAAGUACUCAUGGAAUGGCUGGAGCCAAUUGUUCCGGCGUUGAAACAACUAUCCACUGAAGGGAAGUCACUUCGGAUGCUAGAGGUUGGAGCUCUGAGUGUUGCCAAUGCUUGUUCCAAAAGCCGUCUAUUUGACAUGGCGAGAAUCGAUUUGAACAGCCAGGCCGAAGGCAUCACUCAGCAGGAUUUCAUGGAACGUCCUCUCCCUCAUGAUGAGCGGGAGAAAUUCGACAUCAUCAGUCUUUCCCUGGUUCUGAACUACGUUCCUGACCCUGCUGGGCGAGGACAGAUGCUGCUACGGACUCUCGAAUUUCUCACGGCACGCCAGUAUCCUGGACAGCUUGGUGACCUUUUACCAAGCUUGUUUCUGGUCCUCCCUGCACCUUGUGUGACGAACUCAAGAUACUUGGAUGAAGACAGACUGGAGGCUAUUUUGAAGGGCCUGGGGUUUGUCAACUCCAGGAAAAAGCUUUCGAACAAGCUGGUAUAUUACAUGUGGCAGUUGCAACGUCCGACGGCAAAGAGGACAUUGGCUUUCAAGAAGGAGGAGAUCAGGUCCGGGAAAUCGAGAAACAACUUUGCGAUAGUUCUGAGAUGA